AUGCGAUUUGGGAAAAAGGGAAACUUAGCACCGCGCUUUAUUGGCCCGUUCGAAAUUCUCGACAAAGUUGGUACUCGAGCCUACCCACUAGCCUUACCACCCACCUUAUCCAACUUUCACAAUGUGUUCCACGUUUCCAUGCUACGAAAGUACAUUCGCAGCCCGGGCCAUGUGUUAAAAACCGAACCAAUCGAACUAAACCCUAACCUUUCCAACGAAGAGAAGCCUUCCCAAAUAUUUGAUUUCAAAACCAAAACCCUCCGAAACCGAUCCCUAAACUUAGUUAAAAUCCUUUGGCAAAACCAUGCACCCGAAGAAACCACGUGGGAACGAGAAGAAGAAAUGCGCGAACGAUACCCCGAAUUGUUCAG
This is a messenger RNA of Erythranthe guttata (spotted monkey flower), 371 nucleotides long. The record is from RefSeq and is a predicted model, not a curated record. NCBI's taxonomy places the organism in Eukaryota, Viridiplantae, Streptophyta, Magnoliopsida, Lamiales, Phrymaceae.